CCGAUUCGUCAAAAUUAUUUCUUAGCAAUAGUAUCUUGUUUGCAAACCAAAAACGUAUAUUUCGAACGUAAAAAACAAAAAACACGACACAAGCGAUAGAACGAACGCCGAAGUCCCCCUUCUUUUCUUUGUUUGCUGAAAUCAUCGUUAGUCAUAAUGCCACUGAGGGUCCUCGUGGGCUGUGCUGUGAACUGCCAGGGGAUGCUGGCUCGCGCUGUGUGCAGCAGCAAGUCUUCGACGAAUGUUUGCCGCUUGGCCAGCAGCAAGAGCAGCGUACCAGAGCCCACCUUUGUGCUGGACGAUCCGCGGGAGAUUGAGCUAUCGGAGGUGGAGAAAAUGGGCCCAUGUCGUCGCAAUUUUGCGUCACUUCAUUCUCCCCAAAUGUUCUUUUUCCCGGAAAUGGUGGCGCCGGCCCACCACGACCCCAACAGCCUGGAUCUGAUGUUCCCGCAGGAGAGCGACGAAGUGAUGUUGCACAACGUGCGGCGUCAGUGCGGAGACUUUGAGUUGACGGUGCAGCAGAUGCCCAAGCUGCUGAACUCCUACCUGAAGUCCAUCUUCUAUCGCAACUGCGAGGGAUAUCAGGGAUUCAGGGACUCCAUGGACUUCACCGCCAUCAGCCUGAAGUUCAGCUGCGACGUGGACCUCGCCAUCAAGGCCUUCCUUGACUUGGCAAUCAGCGAAUCCAUUCGCCUUGCCGAGGCCAACUACUGGGUGGACUUUGUGAAUCCGUACACGGGACGGGCACACCACGCACCAGCCGCCCCGGAACUCUACUACUUGAACAACUUUGGACUGGCGGGCCAGCAAUGGAACUACGAGAACGCCAAUGGCUGCACCAUCAUCGAUGACUCCCACGAGAAUGAAUUUAGGGGCACCAUUUACACCGAUGCCCCCGUACAUGUUAUACGGAAAUGCUGUUGCUCUGAGCGUUAACUUGAGCUGAAAUGUCUGGCCGAUCUGUUGGUUUAGUUUUUACAUUUUGAAUGGCCCAAGGCUUUCAAGAGUAUGGCAAUGUCUUCUCCCCUUGCUCCCCCGAACCUGAUAAUUGAUAAUUGAUUGUAGCCCUCGAAGACAUAAAUGUAUUUGAACGACUUUCUGUUAAGUAAAAAUUUAAGUAUCACUUUCGAACAAGCA
Molecule: messenger RNA, 1137 nt
Organism: Drosophila persimilis
Lineage: Eukaryota; Metazoa; Arthropoda; Insecta; Diptera; Drosophilidae
Exons: 2
Coding region: 157-936 (259 amino acids)
Biological process (GO): cobalamin metabolic process
Source: RefSeq, a predicted model, not a curated record